This is a messenger RNA of Aspergillus puulaauensis, 1698 nucleotides long. RefSeq names its product acyl--CoA ligase. NCBI's taxonomy places the organism in Eukaryota, Fungi, Ascomycota, Eurotiomycetes, Eurotiales, Aspergillaceae. Gene Ontology annotation, molecular function: CoA-ligase activity. The record is from RefSeq and is a predicted model, not a curated record. Gene Ontology annotation, biological process: secondary metabolic process. The transcript is spliced from 4 exons. The coding region runs from base 1 to 1698 and encodes 565 amino acids.
AUGAUCAAAUCAGCCCUCCAAGCCGACAUCCCAGUCACAGACGUCGCCUCGUUCGUCUUCAGCUCCGGCACGCCGUCCUCGCGUGAGUCACCGCAGUACUUCGACGCCGCCACUCCGGCGAAAUGCUUUAGCCUGGCGCAGGCUGAGGGGUACGUGAAGCAGAUCGCUCGCGGUCUGGAAGUGCUGGGUCUCCAGCCAGACGACAAGGUUCUUCUCUACUCAAACAACAGUCUCUUUUUCCCGGUCUUGCUGUGGGGUGUUCUAGCCGGGCGGUUCGUCUUUACGGCUGCGUCGCCAACGGCAAGUGUUAACGAACUGGAGUACCAGCUCCGCGACUCAGGCGCGAAACUCCUCCUCGCUGGUCCGAGCCAGGUAUCUGUUGCGCUGGACGCAGCGGCGCGGGUCGGUCUACCCCGGGAUAAGGUGUAUUUAUUCUGUGACCCGGACGAUGCUUCAAACUACUCAUCGCAGUCUCUCCCGGUAUGGACGCAGUUCUGGAGACCCGCUGCAGAGGUGCAUACUUGGUCGUGGAGGAAGAUAGACACGCUGGACGAGGCGAAAGACACGACGGCCAUCAUCAACUACUCCAGUGGAACAACAGGUCUUCCCAAGGGGACGGAGAUAUCGCACUACAAUGCCGUUGCAAACUCCACCCAGCUAUUAGCCGCGCGUGCGAUCGUAUCCAGCGACAAGAAGGGCCGGGAUCGCAAAGAGCGGCUCGACAUGUCUGGGGAGAGAUGGCUUGCGCCGCUUCCCAUGUACCAUGCAUAUGGCCAAACAUACUACUGUCUGAAUGCCGCACGCGCAGGCGCAAAAGUGUUCAUAAUGCAGUCCUUCGACGUGCAGAAAUACCUCCUCUACAUGGACAUCUACCGCAUCACAUUCAUGGCCUCCGUCCCCGCCAUAAUGGCCACUCUAGCCAAGCAGUCUAACGCGUCCGCGUACAAUCUCGGCGCCGUAGAGCUAGUAACCAGCGGCUCUGCACCGCUGAGCCCUGAACUGGGGCGGAUCAUCGCGGGCAUGUACCUCCGUCCGGGGCUCGGCGUCAAGCAGGGCUGGGGGAUGACAGAGACGACGUGCUCGAUUACGACGUUUGCGCCGGAUGACGAGGACGAUGGCCGGUCGAUUGGGUAUCUGGUUCCGAACUGUGCUGCGCGGAUUGAGCCUGUUGAGGGGAGGGAUUUCAGUGGUGCUGCGCCGAGGGGGGUAGCUGUGGGUGAGAUUUGGGUUGCUGGGCCGAAUGUUAUGAAGUGUUAUUAUAAGAAGCCGGACGAGACGAGGGAGACGAUUGUUGAAGAUGGUGGGAUUAGGUGGUUGAGGACGGGGGAUAUUGGGUAUUUUGAUGAGAGGGGCCGGGUUUAUAUCGUUGAUCGGUUGAAGGAACUCAUCAAGGUCAAGGGCCUCCAGGUUGCCCCGGCUGAGCUGGAGCAGUACCUCCUUACCCAUCCGGACGUUGCUGAUGCAGCUGUUGUCGGUGCUAAAGUAAACGGCGGAGAGUACCCCCGAGCAUUCGUCGUGCGCAAAGGGGGCGCUGUGACGGAUACUGAGCUCUUCGACAUGAUCAAAGCGCAGUUUGCACCGCACAAGUGGCUCACCGGGGGCGUAUACUUUAUUGACCAGAUACCGCGGACUGGCAGUGGCAAGAUCAUGCGGCGCAAUCUGCCUACUGAGGCAAAGGGAGAUCGUGCAAAGCUGUGA